This is a messenger RNA of Anopheles darlingi, 1239 nucleotides long. RefSeq names its product secreted protein C-like. The record is from RefSeq and is a predicted model, not a curated record. Lineage: Eukaryota; Metazoa; Arthropoda; Insecta; Diptera; Culicidae. Bases 1 to 1239 code for a protein of 412 amino acids. The transcript has 2 exons.
AUGGACGAUUUCAGCCGCACUGCUCUCGGUGGUGGUAGUGGAGGUAAUGGAGGUAAUGAUGGUGGUACAAGCGGCGCUAUCGGUGGGCUUCUCACCAGUGGCAACAACAACGGUGGUAUAGGUAGUGGAAACGAUUCCGGAACAGGAACCGGAACUACAACGACGACGACAUCGACUGUUCUAACGGCGAACCCUGGUUCGAGCAGUUCCAAUUUUACGCGCAUUCGUUCUACAACACGCUCCACGAUGGCCAAAGCAACGGCUGUGCGCGUUUCGACGGGCAAAAAGUUCAGCCAAUUGUUGAUCAUCACGCCAGCGGUGGCAAUAGAUAGUAACGAGCACGACGAUUAUCGUGGACCAUUCAAUUCCUCGUCGCUCGACAGUGGUUGCGGUGGCAGCAGUGAGGGUAGUCUGUCCGACGAUACACCCGAUCAACCGAUCGGUUCCGAUCCCGAUCGACGUCGUCGUCGACGUCACUCUGGCGAUCGCGAGCGACAGCAGCAAGGCACAGGUGAUCAAAGAAACAAUAAUGCCGCACGUCUACUACCACUGCUUGGACGACACACUCGGGCAGGGGAUGCACCGUCUGGCGUCCAGGCUCAGUCCUCUGGAACGGCGGCUGCUGGGUGGCGCUGGUGUGGGCUAAUCUGCUCGGCGGUCAAAUGUUUCCGUGCUGCUGCCACUGCCACCGGUACAUCAACGUCCACGAAUGCUGGUGCUAAACAACGAGGAGGACCGUUCGGUGCUGGAAGUACGAUUCGCUACACCUCAGCAGGCGAUGGCACCGAUCAGCAGCAUCACCAAACGCAGCAACCACAGCAAUAUCAAUACGACGCUGCCUCACCGUUCGCACACACUCGCACCGGUGGACGGCACGGUACCAAGCCGCGGUUCAGUAGCGAUCGUGUUUACGAGUACACGAUCAAAAGCUAUCGCCACCCGCAACGUGAUCGUCGUUCGCGUAGCCGAUCGGCUUCAGUUUCUUCCGAAUUGUCUGCAAUAUCAACUGCUACUGGUGCUGUCGCUACCACGGAAUCAACGGAUCAUGAUCAUAUCAAUAACAACACCGGAACCGGGGGCAGCGGUAGCAAUGGAAACAUACUGCUAAGCUCUACACUACUGCCAGGAUCGUCGGGUACAAUCAUCGUGACCACGACCACUAGCGAAGAGGACGAAGAGGAAACAAUCGGUGGAACGGCAGGGGUGCAUGAUCGCAAGAACAUCAUGUACAAGUUGUGA